Molecule: messenger RNA, 3390 nt
Organism: Sinocyclocheilus grahami
Lineage: Eukaryota; Metazoa; Chordata; Actinopteri; Cypriniformes; Cyprinidae
Product: nuclear receptor subfamily 4 group A member 3-like
Exons: 8
Coding region: 169-2004 (611 amino acids)
Biological process (GO): regulation of transcription by RNA polymerase II; cellular response to corticotropin-releasing hormone stimulus
Cellular component (GO): transcription regulator complex; nucleus
Molecular function (GO): zinc ion binding; RNA polymerase II cis-regulatory region sequence-specific DNA binding; nuclear glucocorticoid receptor binding
Source: RefSeq, a predicted model, not a curated record
CCGGUUCGGAAGAGCGCCUGCAGCCCAGGUCUGAGUCUCGGCUACCGGAUACCUCACCCGCCGCGUGUGCUAAAGCAGCCCCGGACCCCAGACGCGUGCAGCUUCCACCCGAGAAACCGACCACGAUUCAGCGCGCAAAAGGCCAAUCAGAUCUAUGGCACUCUGACAAUGAACAAGCGAUCACAGUUAUUGGAACAGCUGCAUUUUGUCCAUCUAAAAUGCACACCUCGAGUAGACAUGCCCUGCGUUCAGGCCCAGUACGGCCCUGCACCUCAUGGGUCCAGCUACUCCGCCCAGUCCUUUGGUUACCAUGGUGACUACAGUGCUGACCUCAUGGCGACAGACUACACGAAGUUUGAGCUUGGUGGGGGGGAGAUUUCGGCGGCGGCUGCCACCACUUCCCUACCCAGUUUUAAUGUGUUUGUGGAGGGUGGCUUUGAGCCGAAACCCUCCUGUCUGUAUCAGCUCCCUCCUCAACGCCCUAUCAAGAAGGAGGAGGAGUCUUACCCAACCAUGGCACCAUCCGACGAAGCAAUAGCUGGGAGUUCCAUGUACUUUAAGCAGUCGCCCCCUUCAACGCCCCCCACGCCACUUCACUCCGGCCCACCCAGCAGCUCUUUCUUGUGGGAUGAACACAGUCUUCCCCCUGUGCCCCAGCCCUGCCUGAUUGAAGGUCCACUGAAGAGCCCUCGCUUCCCUCAUUUCUACGAGCAGACGGCACCACCCUCCACCAGCGGCUAUGACACCGCCAUUGGCCUUCCGCUGCACCCUGAACGCUCUCCUUCCUCAUCCUCUUCAUCUUCACAUGUGCCACCCAGCCUGGACACGCACACACACUCACAUGUGCACUCACACAUGUACCCCCUGAACAUGGGUAAGCCGGGAGGCCUGGCGUUCCGCUCUCUAGGCAUGGGCCAUUGCCCGCAGCUUCUGGGAGAGAGUUUGCCAUCGCCACCCAGUCGCACCAGCUCUGGAGAAGGUAGCUGUGCUGUGUGUGGAGACAAUGCGGCCUGUCAGCACUACGGUGUGCGCACCUGUGAGGGCUGCAAAGGCUUCUUUAAGAGGACGGUGCAGAAGAAUGCGAAGUACGUGUGUUUGGCCAGUAAAAACUGCCCUGUGGACAAAAGGAGAAGAAAUCGCUGCCAAUACUGCCGCUUCCAGAAGUGUCUCAGUGUAGGCAUGGUGAAAGAAGUGGUGCGCACAGACAACCUGAAGGGGAGGAGAGGUCGCUUACCGUCUAAACCAAAGAGUCCCCUGCAGCCAGAGUCCUCGCCCCCAUCACCUCCCCUCAGCCUGCUGAACGCACUAGUGCGGGCCUAUUCCCAGUCUACACCACGAGAACUAGACUACAAUCAGUUCAGUGCUGUGGAGCCAGUGGGUCUAUCUGAGUCUCAGCAGAUCCAGAUGUUCUACAGAGUGCUAACCGGCUCCAUGGAGGUGACGCACUGCUGGGCCGAACGGUUGCCUGGAUUCUCUGAGCUUCACCACGAUGACCAGAACCUGCUCAUUGACUCUGCCUUCCUUGAGCUUUUUGUGCUCCGCCUCGCCAACAGGUCUUUGCUGGCGGAUGAGAAGUUUGUGUUUUGCACAGGCCUGGUCCUUCACCGGCUGCAGUGCCUGCGCGGCUUCGGCGAGUGGCUGGACUCCAUCCGAGACUUCAGCACUCACCUGCAGAGUCUCAACCUUGACAUGCCUGCAUUCUCCUGCUUGUGCGCCCUUGUGCUGCUCACAGAACAAUGUCCCGGUCUGAAGGAGCCUAAAAAAGUGGAGGAACUGCAAUCCAAAUUAAUCUGCUGCCUGCGAGAUCAUCUGAGCUCGGUCAGCGCAGGAGGCGUGGCUUCAACUGGCAAGACCCCACCCCCAGUGGGAGCUGUGCUGAGUUUGAGGACGGAGCUUCGAACUCAGCGUACGCAAGGCUUACAGAGGAUCUUCUACCUGAAGCUUGAGGACCUGGUCCCACCCCCACCACUCAUCGAUAGGUUUCUGGACACCUUGCCCUAUUGAUGACCACGCUCCUUUUUGCACACCACUGACACGCCCACAAGUUCACUCAGACACGGCCACAGCGGCUAUAAACUCACCCUGGGAGGAGCAGAGCCAGUAGCUAACAGUGACACUGAACUCGAUUUCCCAUGAGUCCCUAAAUCCUCACAGGAAGCAAAUGUGUCUGAGGAGAAACCAAUCAUAUAAGCGCUUUUUAUCUCUGCUCUGCGCCUGAUAGUGUAAAUAUGAGGCAGGGUUUGAGCAUAUCUGAUGUAACGAGUUGGAAACGAGCACGAUGCCUAUAGCUCAGUGCGCCACGUCAGGAGAAGUAUUACAGUGCAAGAAUGUGUGUAUGUGUGUCCGUGUGUGGCUCCUUUGCAGGCAGUCCAAAAGUUCCACCACAAUCCACCUCAAUGACAGCAGUUGUGUUCAUCACAAACAUACAGUCACAAACACACAAGUGCACGCAAACUGUCCUUUCACACAUACGCACGGAUCCAAAAAGCCAGCUUCAGAUGCCAGAUUAUGACAUAUCAACUGUUGUUGGCAGAAAUGAAGUGGAUGUGUGUGUGAAAACAUGUAGGAGUGUCUCUGAGGGAGGCUUUCGCCACACAGACAGAACGACAGAGUGCAUUAAUGUCCAGAAUCACAGUUGAUCACACCCCAGAAACCUGCAAACAAGUGCAAUUUACUAAGUGCUAUUGUAAACGAAAUGAGAGAGGAGAGAACGAGAGAGUGUGUGUGUUUGUUUUAGUCCUAUUUCAAACUCUAAAUUAUUUUAAUACUAAGACGCCUUGUAAGGUAACGGUUUCAAUUGAGAUGAUUUAGCCCGGUCUGCGCACUAACUUUUUAACGACGAAGUUCCACAGACUUGAAAUUACUUUAGUUUUUAUUACUAUUAUUAUGAAUAACCAAGGGAUUUUAGUGGUAGCAUAACAGACUAAAAAGAAUUGGGCUUUGAGCACUUAAAAAACAGGAAGAGGAGGAGGAUAAGGCAGGUGAGACGCAGGUGCAGAGAGAGGAAUGAAACAUUCCGCGUUCUUGCUCAUUUUUGUAUGUUUAUACUGUCUACGCCAUUUAUUAAUAUGGAGGACAUUGUUGCAAAAAUUUCUUUUAUAUGUACAAAAAAGUAAAAACUGAUUAUAUGCAUGGUUUUCUCCUUCUCGCCUCUGCUUGUAUUUAUUUUGCAAAGACUGCCGGCUCCACAAGGGCUUGAACACACUUACUGACUAGGCGUUCUCGCUUACUUUAUCAUACGGCAGCAGUUUGAACAGAUGAGGAAGUACAAAUUAUAUAUAUAUACACAAUACAAAACUAAUAUUUUGAAGUGUUUUUAUCUGAUAGCUUUUUCAAAUAUUGUGGUACAAGUUGUGCAUUGUUUUUUUUUUUUUGGAGAAGAAACAAAAA